AGAAGAGUGUGUCCCAGUCGAGACAUCGAACGUUUUGGUAAAGCAUCGGCGUGGCGCGAUUCUAGUCCGGGAUUUCAGUCGAAAUACUUUUUAAGUAAACUACUAUCUUAUACAGUUGCUGUAGUUAGAUUGUGAAUGAAUCAAAGUGUUGAAAAAAAAACAAAUAGGCAAAAAAAGUUCAGUCGGUUUGAAAAGUUGAUACACAAGUGCUAAAUCAGAAAAAAAGGUGAAUAAAGAAGAAGAAUAGUUUUAACCAGGAAGAAAAAGUCAAUUGAACUAAAUUUGUGGUGUACUUACCUCGGAUGGGGUAUGAAGAUAUUCGAUGAAAGUGGGAUUUAACUAAGAUCGUUCGACGGCAGUGUAUUUUGAGGGUUUCAGUAACCAUUUUCGAGGGUUGUAUUUUGUGAGUGAAGUUUUGAGAUACAACAUCAGUGUUUGAAAACCUUUUUUGUGAUCCCCUUUUAAAGGAUUUUCCUACUAGAAGUGUUUUCCCUCUUUGGAAAACCCUCGAAUUACAAGUGUGGUGGUUUCAAUAGACGGUGCUGCUGAGGAAGAAGAACCUUUUGGAUUAUCUCAACUCUUUCAACUUUUGUAGCAGUCGACGUUUCGAUUGAUGUAGUUGUAUAUUAUCAAGAAAUUGAACCCAACAUCAUAGCCAAGAAACCGUGUAGAAUAGCGGUGGCGACCAAAAGAUGGCAGUCAAAAGUAAACUCCUGAGAGUGGAUUUGCAUUUUGGCUGCCCGCAGCAACAACAGGAAGGGAUACCAGAAGAACAACAACCACAACAACAGUCAUCGUCAUCGUCAUCUCCGGCUUCGGUAGUUCCAUCCUAAAGAAUCUUCGACCACUUUGCGUCGUCGUGAUUUGUUCCCUGCAACCGCCUUGGGGUUAUAAGAGAAAAAAAGGCCAGAAGGACGAAAUUUAUUAUAACAACUCUUUUGGGAGUGUACUUAUCUCGAUCAUCGCCGCAACAUCACUCUUUCCCCGGGUUUUCUGGUAGAACAUCUGUAAUGAAAAAAGUUUUUUUCGGCGGACACUACUAAGGACUCUCUGCUCCGGUCGGAAAGUUGCAUCGCAAGCGGAAAAUGAACCCCCAAUAGAACCGGGAAAGUUGGUCAAGUGAAUUAAUUACUUCUGCCCGGGCGAGGAAGAAAAAUCUUCAAGGGUCGGGCAUAUGCUGAAGGGUUUCCAACGGUACCACAUUAGACGAAUGUUGGUUUAUCAUCGAUCUCAUCCACGUCGCCAUCAUCUUCACCAUCGGCCACAAACGGCCGCCGGAUCGUCGUCGAAGUCGCACAGCCAUCAAGGAGACCCCGAUGGCAGCAGUUUACUGGUAGUGUCACCGCCAUCAUCAUCUUGAUCCGGUUAUAGAUUUUUCUAACACCACCACUAGGCGAUUGUAGAGCGCACUUUUGUAGCCGGGGAAAAAUCACAUGAAAGUUGCGCCAAUUCAACAUCAAGGUACAGAAGGAGAAUAAGAGGAAAGGAACCGACAGCAUUUAUGAAUAUCGUGCCAAGAUAAUCGCAAAACAAUUAGCAUUCUAAGCUAGAACGAACGCGCAUCGUAUCCGGGCGUUUUACCGGACAAAAAAGACAGACACACAAAAUUCGUUUAAUCUUUUACACAUACGGAAACGGAACGCACAUAUCCGGAUCCCACAGAGAAAACGUUUAGGAACCUAGGAGAAAAAGAAGUCAAAUCAGCCCACAGUGUGCCUGGUGUGUCCAUCACACAACCGCAAGCAACGUCGCCACAAUAUCUUUGAAACCAAACCAAACCAAAAAAAAAUCACAAUAUUAUUAAACAAGGAAAAUCAAUCGGCACAACAUUAGCCUGUAAAUAAGCAUUUAAACAUUGAAAAACAGAAAUAAAAUCGCCGUAUCCUACAUAGAAUUGGCCGAAGGCGAAAAAGUUUCAAGUCCAGCCAAGCAUCUUUUGGCAAAGCGAGAACCCUCUUUACAAAAGUACCGUUUAAGGAUCGAUUCCCGAAACCUGUAGAUUAGUUUAACUUUUUCGGAACCCACUCUUUUAAGUAGACAAAAAAAAGCCGAAAUGGGUAACAAAUGCUGCAGCAAACGGCAGGACCAGGAACUGGCCCUCGGCUAUCCUGGUGGGGGUUACAAAAAGGGAGAAAACUCCUUCAGUUCCAACAUGUCCGGGGGACCCAAACACAAUGGCGGGGGCGUAGGCGGAGGCGGUUCCCUGGAUUCACGCUACACACCGGACCCGAACCGGGGGCAGCUGAUCAAACACCCCAAGGGCGGGGUGGACAUCAUCCGGCCGAGGACGACACCGCUCCAUCCCGGCCUCUCGACGCGCCGCGUCGUGGUGGCCCUGUACAACUACAACGCCCGGGAGGAAACCGACGUCAGCUUCGUCAAGGGCGACCGGAUGGAGGUGCUGGACGACACCGAAUCGGACUGGUGGCGGGUGGUCCAUCUGCGGACCCGCCAGGAGGGCCUUAUCCCCUGGAAUUUCGUCGCCGAGGAUCGCAGCGUCAACAGUGAAGAUUGGUUCUUCGAAAACGUAUCGCGCAAGGAGGCCGACAAGCUGCUGCUGGCGACGGAGAAUCCCCGCGGAACAUUCCUGGUGCGACCGUCGGAGCACAAUCCGAACGGGUUCUCACUUUCGGUGAAGGAUUGGGAGGAAACUAGAGGCUACCACGUGAAGCACUACAAGAUCAAACCGCUCGAUAACGGUGGCUACUACAUCGCAACGAAUCAGACCUUCCCCUCGCUGCCGGCCCUGGUGAUGGCGUAUUCCAAAAACGCCCUCGGCCUGUGUCACGUCCUGUCCAGUCCAUGUCCGAAGCCACAGCCACAGGUGUGGGACCUAGGCCCAGAGCUGAGGGACAAGUGGGAGAUCAAUCGCAACGAGAUUCAACUGAUCAGGAAGUUAGGGCACGGUAACUUUGGAGAGGUUUACUACGGCAAGUGGCGUAACAACAUCGAAGUGGCUGUCAAGACACUGCGUGAGGGUACGAUGUCUACACAGGCCUUCCUUCAAGAGGCGGCUAUCAUGAAGAAGUUCCGUCACAGCCGGCUAGUGGCUCUGUACGCGGUUUGUUCGAAGGAAGAACCGAUCUACAUCGUCCAGGAGUACAUGUCCAAGGGCAGUUUGCUGGACUAUCUGCGAACGGGUGAUGGUCAGUUCCUGCAAUUUGAGGACCUGAUCUACAUAGCCGCCCAAGUGGCCUCCGGGAUGGAAUACCUGGAACUGAAACAGCUCAUACAUCGGGAUCUGGCCGCCCGUAACGUACUGAUAGGGGAGAAUAACAUAGCAAAGAUCUGUGAUUUCGGUCUGGCCCGGGUGAUAGCCGAUGAUGAGUACUGUCCGAAGCAGGGUUCCCGGUUCCCGGUCAAGUGGACGGCUCCGGAAGCAAUCGUCUACGGCAAGUUCUCCAUCAAGUCGGACGUCUGGUCCUACGGCAUCCUGUUGAUGGAGCUAUUUACCUAUGGUCAAGUGCCCUACCCGGGAAUGCACAGCCGCGAGGUGAUCGAACAGAUCGAACGGGGCUACCGAAUGCCAAAGCCAACGAAUCACCACCUGCCGGACGACAUCUACGCACUGAUGCUCAAGUGCUGGGACGCGAUACCGGAGAAACGUCCGACGUUCGAGUUCUUGAACCACUACUUCCAGAACUUUACCGUCACCUCGGAGGUGCCCUAUCGGGAGGUCCAGGACUAAGCUGCUCCUUCCCAAAAGAGCAAACUCUCUUUCAUUUCAGAAUAGUAGUUCUUUUGUUUGGUUUGCUAUUUGCAUUCGAGUAGUUUAGGCGUACAUGGUAGAAGCACACUUCAAAUAACAACCUAAAAAAAGAGAUAAAAAACGAUACGUUACGGAAAACGUACUUGUUUAGCUUAACACUGAAAGCUGUGUUACUUUUUAAACGAAUAAGUUAAGAGAAGAAGCGUCAAAUCCACUCUCUAGGGUGGUGAAGCAUUUAGCUCGCGAGAAAAAUAAAAGUGGUGUAGAGAUAGUUACAUUUAUAAAUUUCUUUUAAAGUGACUUUAGAAUAAAUUUCGUUUCAAUCACCCUUUCUGUAUUUCAAAAUUACCUAUACGUAUUCAUAUCAAUAAAAUGUUUAAUUUCAAAAAAAGUAAUCUUUAUUCAAGUUUCAAGGAACACCAAAGCUAGAAAAUUUAAAAAUAACUGUCCCAAAACUUGAAUAUUUCUUAAAGCUUAAUUUUUGUUUUCAACUCAUUUACUUCACCACUUUUGAACCAAAAGCGUCGUACAUCAACAAAGCUGAAAGUCGAUCACCGCUCUAGAGAGACAAAAACAAAGGAAAAACAUGAACUGAAAACUAAUCGUAGAGAGAAAAUUAAAAUAAAUUAAAAGAUAAAAAAAACACCGCAACAACAACAACAAAAAUCGCUGAGCUGAAAACUAGAAAACUAGUCGUGAAAGCAAAAAACAACAACAAAAAGAAAAACUUCUUUUGUAAUAUAGUUUCUUAAAUAUAUUUGGGGUAGAGUUACAGUUAAUGCUAUUUAGUCAUGAUGAUAGAUGAUAAAUUUCACAGAAGCGCAGACAUACACACGCGUGAACAUUCGAUUGUUCAACAACCUACACACAUCCAAACUCAAUCAAGUCGCUUGAUACAUCCACCUAGAUAGAUGGUCUCUUAGAAAAUCGUUAGUGUUAGUUUGUUUUUUGAUUUUUACUACAGAAAAAAUUCGCUAAGUGUUUACUGGAUCCUUUGAUUUAAUAUAUUAGUCAUUCGGUAAUUUUACCGAAAUUUUGGAUAAAAUUACCCAACAAACUUAUUAAAUUUACAGUGCACUCGACAGUUUUACCGAUGUAUUUGUCAACUUUUAAUUGGUCGAUAAUUUUCUAACCAAAUUUUGAUCUUCCUACCGAAAAUUUCUUUUCACAUUUUCGAUCAAUUUUUCGAAAAUUUGAGUAGUCAGCCUUUUCGCCGAAAUUCUGGUAAAUAUUACUGGAAUUUUUUUUUAACAAUAUGCUCGAUAGUUUUUAUCGCGCUGUAGUUUAAACUUAUCAGUUGGCCGGUGAUUUUUAAAAGUUAAUUCGAUUGUCGAUCAGUUAUACUGCCAAUUUUACAAAAUCGUUGAAAAAUUGUCGUUUUAUAUGCAUGGUAAUUUUGACAAUAUUUGAACUUUUUCAACUCACGUUCAGAUGAACUUGCUUGCAGCUCAUUCGAGAGAAAAAUUUAGCCUGGAGGAGCCAACAUUAAAAGGCAAAAUUUGGCAAAUCCCAUCACAAAUCUCCUUUGAAAUUCUAGGAAAGUCUGUACAGAUGAUGGCCGCAUAGCGAAAACUAAUUUUCGAAACCGGCAUGUGCUAACCAGAUUGGACGUUCUGAACCAGUUUUCCAAAUUCGAUAAUUAUUUCCAAAGAAAACAAGUUAAAAGUUAAAUAUUAUUGUCACUGUUUUGUUAGAUAAUUACUAAGAAGUCUUGGAAUUUUAAUGUCAAUUGUCAACAUCAACAUUUAGAAAUUUUAUAAAACGGGUGCCCAGUGCUUUUCAAUGACAAAUUUAUUUACAAGGUUAAAAAACACUGUUGAACUACUUAUUGGAUCAAAGUUCAGUACGGUGAUAGUUUUUUGUAUUAAAAGUCAACAAAGGCCCUUUUAUAGAUAGUUUUUCUUUCAGUUUUAAUUAUUUUGAUGAUUUCUACACAGUUUGUAAAUGUAGGAAUCCAGUUAGAAACAAAAAGACAAAACGAACAAAAUAAAACAUUGAAAAACUGCCAUCGUUCUUUUGAAAAAAAAAAAAACCAUGAGAAAAUGUAAGUGUCACACUUUGUGAAAAGUUAAAUGAGAAUGUUUUAUCAGAGCAUCUUUAUCCGGGGUUCCAAAUAGCCGAUUUAGUUAGAUCAAAUUUCUGACCAAAGCAAGGCUUUAAGAACUGGUUUAAGGAUUAUUCCAAAACUGAUGAGAUUUGGAUCCAAAUUGACGCCAGUACAAAACCGUUUGACAGUUGGUGGAACACGAGUGGGGUUGUAAGUUUUUCAACCGGAUUAGAUCUAAAUUCGUUGGUUCAAUUCUUGAAUAAAUUAAAACCAGGAAUAGACCAGGGAUACAGGUGCUCUCAGUGUAGUCAGUUUUUUUUUAUUUUGGUUAAAUUUUCUUCUGUUCAAACCAACAAUCAAGAAACUUCAAACUAGCAACCUAACAAAGAGAGUAGAGUUAGGUGAGAGUGGAUUCAUUCGAGGUUUUACACGUGAAAGAAAAGUGUGUGCGUGUUAAUGGGGUUUUCUUUCUCUUACAAGAUUGUGUGCGUGAAUUAGUAGAUCAAACAUACACACAUACGAACAUCACAACAGCACUUUAAAGACACAAACAAAGCCGCCAUUUUAGGUUAUCUAGAUGAGCUGCACGAGUCAUGUCUUUUUUAAGCGGUCGUAAAGUCGUAAACUGAUCUGAAAUCUGAAAUACACACAAAUAAGAAAAAUACACACCUAAACCUAAACUGAAAGACAGCCGCUGUAGUUCUUUACAAAAAUACGUAUGUGCGUGAGUAAACUGUAACAGUAUAGGAAGCAAAAAAAAAACAAAUGUACGCAUUGAAAAUAAUAAAUAAAAAGAAAUCUAAUUAUAAGUAAUCGAAACAUCUGAAGGUAAAAAAAAACAAAA
Molecule: messenger RNA, 6600 nt
Organism: Uranotaenia lowii
Lineage: Eukaryota; Metazoa; Arthropoda; Insecta; Diptera; Culicidae
Gene: Src64B
Product: tyrosine-protein kinase Src64B
Exons: 6
Coding region: 2054-3688 (544 amino acids)
Biological process (GO): protein phosphorylation; innate immune response; cell surface receptor protein tyrosine kinase signaling pathway
Cellular component (GO): extrinsic component of cytoplasmic side of plasma membrane
Molecular function (GO): ATP binding; non-membrane spanning protein tyrosine kinase activity; signaling receptor binding
Source: RefSeq, a predicted model, not a curated record